AUGUUCACUUAUAUCAACCGAUUCACAAGACAGUUCAAGGUUAUAUGUCUUAAUGAUAAUAAUGCACGUGUUAUACAUGUUUCACUAAAUGCUUUACGAACAUUAUUACCUUUUUUAUUAAUUAAUAGUCAUGCAUUUACAAUCAUAAGAAUUGAAUUAUUGAAAGAUUCUAUUCAACAUAGUACAAGUUCCUGUGUUCUUGCUAAAUUUGCUCUAGCUCAACUUAUGGAUGAUAUUGAUUUUCGAAUAUUAACUUAUCUUGAACAACAAUUAAAACAACAGUACCCUGAUAUACGUGUUCGUCAAGCAAUUGCUUCGACUUUUGCUAAUCUUAAAAAAUGUAUUAAUACAAAUGAAAGUGAUUUGCAAGUUGCUGUACUCGAUUUACUUGUUCAAUUACUUUUAAUUCGUCAUUUUAUUUGUUGUAUUGCUGAAUUUCUUGCUAUGUUAUCACAUGAUACACUUCAUUCAAAACAAGUUAUUAAAGUACAAGAUUUAAUAAAACAUUAUGAUUCAUUAUUAGCAAGUGGACAUGAACCUGAAACACAUGCUUUGGCAGCAUUAAAAGCAGUUUUAUAUGAUUUUUUUCUUGAUCAAUCACUUUUGGAUAUUUAUUCCACACAAUUAACACUAUUUGAUGUUGUGUCAUCAGUUGAAUUACGAUCAAUUGAUUCAUUUGUUACUGCUUUUCGAGCAUUAGUAAAUAGAAAUGUUCGUUGUUUUUAUUUAUAA
Molecule: messenger RNA, 732 nt
Organism: Rotaria sp. Silwood1
Lineage: Eukaryota; Metazoa; Rotifera; Eurotatoria; Philodinida; Philodinidae
Source: the annotation of a GenBank genome assembly